AUGAUUUCUACGGAUCAUGCGCUGAAAGACCACGAAGAAAGAGAAGACGACGCCAUAUACCUGUCCAAAGCCAAACAGGGUGCCACCAAGCUGGCCCAGAUGCUAAAUGCCCCUCGAAUCGCAAAUGGAAAAGGGGAUCCAGCCCAAGAGAUCGAGAAAUCUGUUGUGCGUCUUGGAAAAACCGCCAUGGUUGUCGAUGAGACAUUCGAUGCGCAACCUAUCCACAGCCACAUUUGGAAUUCAUUCAUGUCCCUUGAAUUUCGCUUCCCCAAAGCAAAUUUUACCUCUCUGCAAUAUCUACAAACUUCUUGGAAGGGACUCGAGUCUGGCGAUACUCUCUUCACCAAUGAGGGAACACCAACCUUUGAGGAAGUAUCCAUUGUUUCGGGCGUUUGUCUAUUCAAUGCAAGGCUGUUAGCAAUGAGUGCAACCAGCCCCAAAACUGGCGGCGUUGACAUUGCUCUACUCAGGGACUCGAUCCCUACAUACAAUGAAUUGGAUUAUAUUGCGCGCUCCUCAAGCGCCAUCGCCGAUGUCGCUGCUAUGAACAUCUCACGAGCUCGCGAGCAGGGGUCUGAGCGGCGAAUUAAUAUAAAGCUUGACAUUCCUAGCUGGCACUAUUUCCAUUCGGUCGCCACAAAGUUUGCGUUGAAGCAAUGCUCGAACAUCCAAGCCUUGGACUGGAUGGACGCGGUUGACCAACGACACGAUCAGAUGGGGCAAGUCUUUGUGGAGAGCAUCAAAUAUGAACUUGAGCAGCGGGGAAUUGACAGCACCGGCUAUGUCAUUGAUAUCACAUCAAGGACUAACCCAGCUGCUCUCUUGAUUCGAACGGCACUUGAGCACGGAGAAAACCCUUCAUUGGACGCUAUUCUCGCCGCCUUGGACUCGGAAAGAGACGGGUGCUGGAAGCAAUUCUACGAGAUGAUCCCCAUCAAAGAACGUCCCACAAACCUUGACCAGCUGGGCUAUCUCUACUACGUAUAUGAAGCAACCAAGCCGUCUCUCGUGGAACGCCAAGCUGAACCGACACGCCCGGUAUCCAACCAAACCAAGAAAGUCAACUUGUCAAAAAAGGCAUUGAAGAAGCGAAAACCUCGCCGCUUGAUCAUCAGCAUUGAUGACUCUGCGGAACGUCGUAUUUACUCCCGAGCUCAAAGGAUACUCAGCAAGAUCCGACAGUGUAGCGACAAGCCGGAGACUUUCUUGGUAGAGUCAUAUGUUUGUAGGAGGUUUCUGAUCAAUGGAAAUCAGGAUAGAGCGCGACUAGGUCGGUUAGAUCCUGUUCCUGACAUUCCAGCUCACACUGAUUCUCAGCAUGAGACUGUUCUACCUCAUAACGUUGUACGGGAGCUGUAUGGCGAUGAUUGUGCUCUCAAUCUCCAAAAGUGGCUUCGGGAAGUGGGCCUUUGA
Penicillium coprophilum is the source of this 1413-nucleotide messenger RNA. RefSeq lists its product as uncharacterized. Lineage: Eukaryota; Fungi; Ascomycota; Eurotiomycetes; Eurotiales; Aspergillaceae. The coding region runs from base 1 to 1413 and encodes 470 amino acids. The record is from RefSeq and is a predicted model, not a curated record. The transcript has a single exon.